Ciona intestinalis (vase tunicate) is the source of this 1252-nucleotide messenger RNA. NCBI's taxonomy places the organism in Eukaryota, Metazoa, Chordata, Ascidiacea, Phlebobranchia, Cionidae. The record is from RefSeq and is a predicted model, not a curated record.
GGGAUUUUCAGAUUAAAGUCCAUUAAUCGUUAACAGAAAGAACCCAUACAUCGUACCUAUGCAAACAUAAGACCGCCAGUUACUUAGCGUUCACAUGUGGUCAUGGAUAAGGAUAAUAUAGCAGCUAUAGUCAAGGGAGACAAAACAAUUGAACUUGCAAAGUGGAAGUUACCAGAAUUGAAAAAUAACGAUGUUCUAUUGUCUAUAUCUGCCGUUGGAAUCUGUGGGUCCGACUUGAAGUAUUGGGCAUAUGGGAAAUGUGGGCGGUUCAAUUUGGAAGGUAAGCCGAUGGUAAUCGGCCAUGAAGCAGCUGGUGUUGUUGUCCAAGUUGGAAGUUCUGUAAAAAGUUUGCAAGUCGGAGACAGGGUGGCGAUUGAACCUGGUGUUUCGUGUAAAACUUGCAGCCAUUGUAAGAGUGGUCGUUAUAAUCUUUGUCCUGAGAUGAGAUUUUGUGCGACGCCUCCAGUUCAUGGCAACUUAUGUCAGUACUUUGUACAUGAUGCGGAUUUCUGCUUUAAAUUACCACCAAAUGUGAGCGACGAAGAAGGAGCGAUGAUAGAACCGCUUAGUGUUGCAGUACACACGUGUCGUAGGGCAUGUGUUACAUCCGGACAUCAUGUCCUUAUAUUUGGCUGUGGGCCUAUCGGUAUCCUGUGUGGUUUGGUAGCGAAGCAUUACGGGGCAACGCAAGUUACAAUAGUAGAUAUUGACCAAGAUCGCCUAGAAGUUGCAAAGAAACUCGGGGCAGCAGAUGUUGUCCACAAAGCUACGACAACUGAUAACGAUCCUGUUACUUUUGCGCAUACAUUAAGAGAAGUUGCAAACGAUGAUGGUUCCCAUGCAGCAUUAGAGUGUAGCGGUGCUGAUAUUAGUCUUAAAACUGCAGUACAUGCCUCACGACCGGGCGGGUGUGUCCUGCUUGUCGGCAGAGGAUCGAUGGACGUACCGAUGCCAAUGGUAGCAGCUGGAACUUACGAGAUUGAUAUACGUGGAAUAUUUCGUUACGCCAACACAUAUCCUGAAGCAAUAGAACUCGUGUCAUCUGGUGCAGUCGACGUUGCAAGUCUCGUAACUCAUAGAUUCACUCUUCAAAAGGCCGGAGAUGCUUUCACAACAGCGGUGUCUCCAAAAGAAAAAGCCAUGAAAGUGAUGAUCAAAUGUUCGGCCGAGUAAUUUCUUUAUGUUUACAAGAUUACUUUUAUUCGAGCGACCACCGAAGCCGUAAUAGUCGAAAUUAAAAUACAAAUAUAUA